AUGUCUCGGAUCAACAUCCCCUUCGACAUGAUUUCAUCCAGAUUUAAUCUGUCCGACAGAUUUUCCGGUGUGCGGGCACAAUCUCUAUCUACCAGAUUUGCCAAUCUCAAGCCUGUCAAUGAAUUCUUCGAUUUCAAACGCCUCUCCAAGCCGGCAAACUUUGGUGAAGUUCAGUCCAGAGUCAACUAUAACCUUGGACACUUCGCCAGCAACUACUUUGCUUUAUUCAUUAUGCUUAGUAUUUAUAGCUUGCUCACCAAUCUCUUACUCUUAUUCGAUAUCAUCCUCGCCGUAGGAGGAAUGUGGGCUAUUGGAAAGCUCGAGGGCCAAGAUUUGAACUUUGCUGGUUUCCAAGCUACAUCCUCGCAACUUUACACCGGUCUCUUAAUUGUCGCAGUUCCUCUUGGAAUCAUUGCGUCACCAUUCACAACACUUCUCUGGCUCAUUGGAGCAAGUGGAGUUAGCAUCAUAGGACAUGCCUCAUUCAUGGACAAACCAAUCGAUGAGGCUUUUUCCGGGGAGGCGGUCUAG
Molecule: messenger RNA, 531 nt
Organism: Botrytis sinoallii
Lineage: Eukaryota; Fungi; Ascomycota; Leotiomycetes; Helotiales; Sclerotiniaceae
Exons: 1
Coding region: 1-531 (176 amino acids)
Cellular component (GO): Golgi apparatus
Source: RefSeq, a predicted model, not a curated record